This is a messenger RNA of Clunio marinus, 336 nucleotides long. Lineage: Eukaryota; Metazoa; Arthropoda; Insecta; Diptera; Chironomidae. The record is from the annotation of a GenBank genome assembly.
AUGUUUUCUAGUAAUCUGUUAAGAGAUUGUUGUUGCCUAAGGCGCUCAUCAAAGAAUAAUUUCGCUUUAAAUCCUCCAGAAAGCCUUAUUUCACUUGAUUCAGGACAUAUUGGCCAAGAAGUAGUUAUUUUGAAAAACGGCAAACGUGUAUGUGGUUCGGGUGGUGCAGUUUUGAAUCAAGCGCUGCUUCAGUCUAAAAGUUACUUCGAAGUAAAAAUCCAGCAAAGUGGUCAUUGGAGUUUAGGACUUUGCACAUUGAAUACGGAUUUGAAUAANGAAACUGUCUACAAAAUUCGUUCUGAUGCUAAAGCUUUAUGCAAGGAAUUAUUAUUUUAA